CUUCGAGACUAUGACGUAACAGUGGGCGGGUUCCUUCUUGAGUUACAUUUCCUGGUCCAACAUUAGAUUGUGGACGUGAUAUUUAUAAUAUACUUAGAUAGACGCACAUUACAUACAUAUAAUAUUGAUUUAAAUGUGCUUGGUAUGUUUAUAUGUGCUUGGGGGUGCUUGGUAACACCCACCAUGGCAUGGUGAUCAUACCAUACAAGUGGUAUAUCACAGAGGCGGGCUUCAUGACUGACCAAUCACAGAAUCCAUUUAAAACUUAUGGGCCAAUCAAAAAUGAGUUGUUUCUAACGUUAUACCGAUCCGGAAGUUAUGUCCAAAUGUUAAAGUUAUGUUAUCCGGCUGUGUGGGUUGCUCUUAAUGUCAUGUUUCAAAGAUUUAGCGCUUUGUUAAGACCACAAGAUUCGACAAGCAUGUAAAUGCAAAUGUAACAGGCAAUUUGUACAUUUCGUGGCAGAUAUACUUAUGGCCCCAAUAACAAAAAAAAUCUUUAAUGGUUUACUUGCUUUCUAUCUAAGCUGGGACUGGGAAAAUAAACACAGUUGUUCAUUUCGCCUUUCGUGAGCUGUCAUUUUUGACCCUCAUUGAGUGCCGUAGCUUCAGAGGCGUUGAUAAGACUAUUGUGGUUGAAAUCAACCUGCACACGUCUGUCAUUCGGAUUAAAUCAACAAAACAAGAGGAAACUACUGACACUGGGCUGGAUAGGCGAAACAGGACAAAGUGGUGAGUUUCACUGUCAAAAGUGUGAUGUUGGUGUUUGGUGACGCGAGCUUCCUUGCUAGCUAGCUAACGGCAGCUAGCCUGCUAGCUAGAAGCUACAUUGAAGAAGAAAGACGCUACAGAGGAGAUACGUCGAUUUUGUUGGUGUGUCUCUUAAACUGUCAUCAACCGUCAUUUCUAUGUGAGUCCAGAAGAUAUAUCAGGCCAGUGGUUGUGAGGGUCAGCUGACUCCUAGCAGGCAGCAUGAGCUCCAAAGGUGGCGGGACCGCUCUGAGCCGCCGCAACUAUCGACUGUCAUCAGACACGGACAAGCCGAGAUCUACCGGUAUUGUGAACGAGAAGCUGCUGAGUGACUAUUUGCAUCAUGUCUUUCCUUCCGGAAAGCAAGGACCUGCUCUGGCCUCCCUCAGGAAGUCCUUGGCCUUCCAGGAUGUUGGUUCUCACCUGGAAAUGUUGUUGUGUGAAGGGGAAAGCGCUGAGGACAGUGCAGACCAGCCCGUAGAAGGUCGUCUGGGUCCCCAGCCGGUGGUUCUGGACCACACCAGUGGCUUCGAGGGUCUUCUAUUUGUAGAUGACGACCUACUGGGGGUGAUCGGGCACAGUAACUUCAGCUCCAUCCGAGCCACCACCUGCGUUUACAAAGGGAAAUGGGCGUACGAGGUGCUGAUAUCCUCCCAGGGUCUCAUGCAGAUCGGAUGGUGCACGCUCAGCUGUCGCUUCAACCAGGAGGAGGGCGUAGGCGACACCCCCGAUUCUUACGCCUACGACGGGAACAGAGUGCGUAAGUGGAACGUGACCACCACCAACUACGGGAAGUCGUGGGCGGCGGGGGACAUUGUCAGCUGUCUCAUCGACCUGGACGAAGCCACCAUCACCUUCUGCCUGAACGGCCAGUCUCUGGGCACAGCCUUCAGCGACAUCAAGAUGGGUCCCGGCGUGGCGUACUUUCCCGCCAUCAGCCUCUCCUUCAAGGAGUCGGUGGCGUUCAACUUCGGAAGCCGACCUCUCAGGUAUCCCGUGGAAGGCUACCUGCCCCUGCAGGACCCCCCCACUGCUGACUUGAUAAAAGCUCACAAGCUCCUGGGCUACAUCAAGAACGUCCUGUCCACCACUAUCGAUACUCAGGAGGAGCGUCUGCUGGAGAAGGAUUGUUCCCUUUGGAGGCUGCACGGAGAACCAACAGUCCUCAUCACGUUGGCUCACAUCUUCAACCACUUUGCUCCUCUCAUGUGUAAAGUUUACCUGGUGGAGGAUGUCCUCAUGAACUUCCUGCUGGGGAUUCUGGAGGGUGGAGGUUCUGUGGAUGAACACCCGCUCAUACAACAGCUGCUGGAUCUCUUCUGGCUCCUCAUGGAGGACUACGAGGUGAACGAGUGUCUGAAGCAGCUGAUGAUGUCAUUGUUGAGGGCCUACCGCUUCUCCCCCAUCAUCCCUGACCUGGGCUUCCAGAUCCACUACCUGCGUCUGACCACUGCCAUCCUGCGCCACGAGAAGUCCAGGAAGUACCUGCUCAGCAACGUCUUAUUCGACGUGCUGCGCUCCGUCGUCUUCUUUUACAUCAAGACGCCGCUCAGAGUGAAGGAGGCGGGGCUAGAGGAGCUCAUCCCCACCACCUGGUGGCCAACGCACUUUGAUAAGGAGGGCAAAGACGAGCGGGAGCCCAAAGAUGAAAGCUCUGAUGAGCGUUUGAGGCGGCGAGCUUACGAGCGAGGGUGUCAGAGGCUGAAAAAGAGAAUAGAAGUGGUGGAGGAGCUGCAGGUGCAGAUCCUCAGGCUGCUGCUCAACAACAAGGACAAAACUACGGGCCAAGCGUCACGCUACAUUUUCCUCAACAAGUUCCGCAAGUUCUUGCAAGAGAAUGCCAGCAACAGAGGGCAUCCUACAGCUCUCUGCCCUCCAGAGUACAUGGUGUGUUUCCUGCACCGCCUCAUCACGGCCGUGCGAGCCUGCUGGGAUGAAAGCAGCAGGAAGUGCCCGGGCAGCAUCAACAGUGACGUGGCCUACGUCCCACCCCAGCUCUUCUAUAACGGGAAGGUGGACUACUUUGACCUGCAGAGGCUGGGGGGUCUCCUGUCCCACCUCAAGAAGACACUGAAAGAUGAUUUGGCGAGUAAAGCCAACAUCAUCAUCGACCCCGCAGAGAUCCAGGCUACGUCCAUGGAUGACCUUGAUGAAGAUGAGGAGAGCGGCGCAGCACAGAGGCCGUUUGGCGCGGUGGCGAUGGGCGGAGCUCUAGCGAGACCCAGCUGGCUGAGCUCGCCCACCCUGGGUCGAGCCAAUCGCUUCCUCAGCACGGCCGCCGUCAGCCUCAUGACACCCAGGCGACCCCUCAGCCAACCCGAGAAGGUCAAAGUUCGCACCCUUGCUGUGGAGCAGCGCACCGAGGAGGACAUUGAGGGUAGCCAUGGUAACGACGGCUUGUUGCUUGGGCGACCUCUGGAAGAGUCGGAUCAGCCAAUGGCGGACAAGUCCCUGCUGGAGAUCAUUGAUGGCGUUGUGAUGAUGUACAACCUGAGUGUCCAUCAGCAGCUGGGGAAGAUGGUGGUGGUAGCCGACGACGUUCACGAGUAUGCAGCAGCACUGAAGGACACGGAGGAGAAGAUCGCACGAUGCCCCACGAGAAGGUCAGACAUCCUGGAGGAGCUCCAGAAGAGUCAGAAGGUGUUUGCUGAGAAGUUGAACCACCUGAGCAGGAGACUGGCCUGGAUCAACGCCACCAUCUACUCUAAGGAGAAGAUGUUGGACAUCUACUGGCUGCUGUGUGUGUGUAUACGCACCAUCGAACACGCAGACAACACAGGCUCAUUGUUCGCCUUCACGCCGGAGUUGUACCUCAACGUCGCCAUGAAUGCGUACAGCGCUCUGAAGAAUUACUUCAGUCCAGCCAGCAGCAUGGAGGAACUACCAGGCUACGAGGAAACUUUGACUCAGCUGGCUGCCAUCCUCUCCAAGCACUUUGCAGACCCACGCAUUGUUGGAACAGACAUCAAAGAUUCACUGAUGCAGGCGCUCGCCAGCUACGUCUGCUACCCCCAAUCCCUGAGGGCGGUGGAGAGGAUUCCGGAGGAGCAACGCGUCGCCAUGAUGAGGAACCUGCUGGCGCCGUACGAGCAGAGACCCUGGGCCCAGACCAACUGGAUUCUUGUCAGGCUGUGGAGGGGUUGCGGUUUUGGCUACCGGUAUACUCGCUUGCCUCACCUGCUGAAGACCAAACCUGAAGACGCCAACCUUCCCAGCCUCCAGAGGGAUUUGUCCAUUGCUAGUUUCCAAAAGCCGUGUCCCUCGCUGCUGCUGCAGAGACACAUGGCCCAGCUGCUGAGUGUGGACAAAGACAUGGCCGCCUCCUUCCUCAACAGCGUUCUCAACCAGCUCAACUGGGCUUUUUCCGAGUUCAUCGGCAUGAUCCAGGAGAUCCAGCAGGCGGCCGAGCGUCCGGAGAGGAACUUUGUAGAUACGCGUCAGCUGAAGGUGUGCGCCACUUGUUUUGACCUGUCCGUCAGUCUACUGAGGGUUCUGGAGAUGACGGUCACUCUGGUUCCAGAGAUCUUUUUGGACUGGUCCCGUCCGUCCGCCGAGCUCCUGCUUCGCCGGCUGGCUCAGCUGCUGAACCAGGUGCUAAAUAGAGUGACCGCAGAGAAGAACCUUUUUGACCGCGUCGUCAACUUGAGAUUGCCAGGUCUGGAGAGUGUCGAUCACUACCCCAUCCUGGUGGCUGUCACAGGCAUCUUGGUUCGAGUCCUGGUGGAUGGCGACCGUCAAGGGACGUCCCGGGCGGCAUCCGUGCUGCUGUCGGACCCGUGCUUCCAGCUUCACUCCAUCCAGCACCUUCUAGGAGAGGGAGGAGACUCGUGCGGCUCAGCGCCGCCACUGCUUUCCACUGGCAGCCGUCCGGUCGUGAGCGCCCUGGCGUCCUCUGUGGCUCCGCCCCUACCCUCUGCCUCCGGAGCCAUCGGCCCGUUGGAGCGUAAACACUUCUCUCUGCACGCAUACAGUGACUACAUCAGCCAGGAGGAGAAGCAGAAGGUGGAGCUCAUGUUGGCGUUUCUCACUGAAGAAUCACAACAGGCUGCGGCCAGCACGGCGCCCACAAGCGAGGAUGACCUUUGCCCCAUCUGCUACGCUCACUCCAUCUCGGCCAUCUUUGAACCCUGCUCGCACAAGUCCUGCAAAGCGUGCAUCAACCAACACCUGAUGAACAACAAGGACUGUUUCUUCUGCAAGGCCACCAUCACCGCUGUGGACGAUUACUGCAAGCCCACCUCUGCCUAACACACACCAGACUAACGUUCGUUUUGGUAGUCUCUCUCUCUCACACACACACACACACAUGUGUGCGCACACUUUCUGCACGAGGAAGCAGGAUUUGUUCUUAAUGUGACGCUUCCACGCAAACUUCCACGUCUGAGAAGCAGACUAUGUCCACAUAAAAACACCAUCAACCAAGAGGGCAUCACAGCCUUUAAAACCCCGCCCAUUGGCCAAUCAAAUGAUGUCAUCAUUUCUGAUCAUAGAUAUAUGAUGAAUUCAUAUUCAGAUUCCUAAUUCUGCCCGAGUCAUCAGUACAGUGACACAUUCAUCAUCGUAUUUAAGGGAAUAAUGAUUAUUAUGACAUGAUUAUUGAUUUUAAAUCGUAUUCUGGACACUUUAUGUUGAAUUUAUCGGCACUUCACUUCAGCCUCCCUAAAAUAUUCUGUAGCCCGUCGGUACCAUUUACACCACAUCUUCAAACAUUCUGAAUUAAUUCAAUUUUCUUUUUUUUUACACACUCAGAGUGUGUAUUACGAUUCGUUUUUGCCGAAACAAUUCAAGGACCAUAUUGGUUCAUAACAGCCGAAACGAUUCAGUCACUUUUUAGCCAAAACUUCAAUCAGUCUGACUGAGGUUUUUGUAAGGGAAUCAAGUAUACAUUAAUUAUGGAUAUGAACCAACACAUAAACAGCAAUUCAUCUAGUCUGUGAUUAAUUCUACCUGAUAAAACAUGAUUCCUCAUUCACUUCUCUACUCCAAAGUAAUCCAGAAUUGAGAGCAAUUUUGAGAGCAAAUUGUUUACAUUUUCAAAGAUGUUAGAUUGAUAUGUCGUCUGGAAUGGCAACAUGCUGAGCACAGAUAGAUGGGAGUUGGAUCAUAGGAAUAUAAAUCAAUACAUCGAUGUAGUGGAUGAACGCCUCGUACACACGUAUUUACUUUCCUUACUCUCUCUCUCGCACACACACACACACACACAUUACAGAUGCCAAGAUCAAAUCCUCACUAAAACAACUUCUCACUCUGAUGUUUUUCCUCCCUCUGGGGUGUCAGCCAGCUGGCAUCACACACACACCAUUCAGUGUUUAAUGUCAUAGAACUUGUAGACUGACGUGUGUGUGUGUGUGUGUGUGCGCGUGCAUUAAAUUAUUUAUUCAAAACAAUACUUUUUUGUCAGGACACUAUCAUACACAUUCUAAACGCUCAUUCUGACUACACUAGGUGAGGUGGUAUUUGUACACGGGGAGAAAAUAAAAGC
This is a messenger RNA of Doryrhamphus excisus (bluestripe pipefish), 6229 nucleotides long. RefSeq names its product ring finger protein 123 (gene rnf123). NCBI's taxonomy places the organism in Eukaryota, Metazoa, Chordata, Actinopteri, Syngnathiformes, Syngnathidae. Gene Ontology annotation, cellular component: cytoplasm. Gene Ontology annotation, molecular function: protein binding; ubiquitin-protein transferase activity. The record is from RefSeq and is a predicted model, not a curated record.